Messenger RNA from Myotis daubentonii (Daubenton's bat), 3786 nucleotides. It is a transcript of the gene TBATA, whose product is annotated as thymus, brain and testes associated. Bases 502 to 1617 code for a protein of 371 amino acids. The record is from RefSeq and is a predicted model, not a curated record. The transcript has 10 exons. NCBI's taxonomy places the organism in Eukaryota, Metazoa, Chordata, Mammalia, Chiroptera, Vespertilionidae.
CCUCCCCGCCCGGAAGUGGCUCCUCGGCCGCGCGUGCGCGGCCCCGCGCCGCCCCCCGCCCCGCGCGCGCGCCUCCCCGGGGACCCACGGCGCGUGCGCGGCGCCUGCUGACCCGGCCCCGGCCGCCUGGCCCGCGUGGGCAGGUGCGACCUCCCUCCCCAGCCCCCGGCCUCUCCCUCUGGCCACGUGUGGUCACUGGUAGCCCUCGGGAGAGUUGGCCUGUAGGGCGCUACAAACUGAUCUAAGCAACGACCCGUCAUGGGGCCCGAGAGGAGGCCUUGAAUGUGCCCCUGUCUUUUACCUGAGGCCCCCCAUCAAGGUCAGUGACAAAGGGGCGUGAAAACUCCCUCAGUGGAGUUACCGUCCUCGUCGCCCCCGCCCCCACGGAAGUGGAGCACGGAGACUACCUGUUGUGGAGGAGGGAGGAGUUUUGCUUUGCCCUCAAGGUUCUUCCUGCUCAUCUUCUAAUCAAAUGCACAUGAGACGUUGUAGCAAGAGGAAAUGACCCAAUGUAAUUACAUUCGGAUGUGGGGAACCCCGCACGAGACCCCCAGAACCCGUACAAUGGCUGCGGAGGUGAAGACCCAACCCACUGAACCACCCCGGGCGAGUCCAAAGGCUGAGCCAAAGGCUGAGAAGUCAGAGCACAAGCCAAGAAGCCACGGGGUCGAAGGGCCCCAGAAAGAACCUGUGGUCCCAGGGAUCGUGGAUUUCAAGGUGGUCCGAGAGGAACUGAGGAAUCCCAAGCCCGAAUCCCCUAACACCUACCACUUCGGCCGCCUCAGCCACAACUCCUUCUUCUCCCGGCAUCACCCCCACCCCCAUCGUGUGACCCACAUCAAAGAUCUCACCGGGAAGCCCGUCUGUGUCGUCAAGGACAGGUUCUCUCUGACCUCCUUGCCUCAAACUGCGCUCUUCUCCCCCUCUCUGAUGGGGAUGCCUGCCCUCUUUGUCCCCAUUGGAGACCCACACUCCAAUCGGGAUCCCCGGCUUAAGCCAGAGGCCUGGAAGAAGGAGUUGAAGGAACUGGCUUCCCAGGUGGUCGUCUUCAGCAAGGAGACUGAGCCGAAGAACAAAGAGGAGGGGGUGCCUCAGCGGGAGCAGGGUGCCAAGUACUCUGCAGAGACUGGGAGGCUCAUCCCUGCUUCCAUCCGAGCCCUUAGCAGCCGCCACUCCCACCAGGGCCAAGGGAACCACCCUUCAAGCAGAGAUGGCAUCCAGGCCUUCGUCCUGCAGGAUCAGGAGCUGCUGAUCUUGGAGCUCCUUUGUCAGAUCCUGCAAACAGAUUCGUUGAGUGCUAUCCAGUUCUGGCUCCUCUAUGCUCCUCCCAAGGAAAAAGCGCUGGCGCUGGGGCUCCUGCAGACGGCAGUGGCUCAGCUCCUUCCCCAGGGUCUGGUCUCCAUCCCAACCGAAAAACUUCUAAACCAGCUCCAGGAUGUCCAAGAACCAUCUCAGGAGAGGCAACAGCCAACCUACAGCCAAUCCCCAAAGAAGUCAAAGACACCGCCUCUUCCCAAAAGCGAAAAACCAGAGUACAUCGGAAAAGCACAGGUUCUCCAGGUGCAUCCCAGCCAGAGCACAGAAGAGAAAGUGGCAGAGCCGAAGACGGAGUGCUGAGGAGCGGGCGCCGCCUCACCCACCUGGCUCCAGAGCCGCCUCACCCACCUGGCUCCAGAGCCAGCUUUGCCCACCCUGCUCCAGAGCCAGCCCUGCGCUCCAGCUCGUGCCUGCCUCAGCUGCCUCAACAGCGAUACGUCCUUUCCUUUCACGUAGAGCCCAUUAAAGCACCACCCUCCCUUUAAGAGGACAGUUCCACUCUCCUCUCAGCAGCACGUCUGUGCUUGGGGCGCUUAUUCCUGGAGGAGUGAGCUGCAGGGAACCAUCCCACUCCCUUGGAGAAUGCCCGGGUGCCAGCGUGGGGCUCACCCCGUUCUUUCGCGUCCCAGGAACUGAAGGGCAGGUAGUGGCUAAGACGGCCUGAGAAAAAGGCUCUGCCUCUCCCUGAACCAAGACACACAAGGCUCUGAUAGAUGGGAGCGGAGGUCAGGCAUCCGCAGGCCUCCUUCAAACCAUCAGCGAUACCAGUUAUUGCAUUCCUCCCAGGCACUGAGGCAGGGGCGUCAGUAAGAGUUAAUGAACACUGUGAACUGAGCCAAGAGUCAGGCAGCUUUGGGUAGAGAUAAAUGACACAGAUUUACCCCAGGGUCUUAGGGUUCGCAAACUGGAAACACAACUAGGCAAUUCCCAGCGUGUUCCACAGGAGAACGAAAAGCUGGGGGUUCUUAAUAGUAAAAAGCACAUCCAGGUCUGCACUCUUGGCCCCCGGCUUGGUCCACCAUGGUGGCUGUCUGAGGUCUGGUGGUCUGGACAAUGGCACAGUUUCUUCUUGAGGUAAUUCAAAGGGUUAAUGGAAGGUUUGAUGCCCGGCCAGGCAUUAACGCACAACGCACUGGUGCCCAUCCAGGUAUUGACGCAGGAAUGGAAAGUUCAAAACUUUAAGUUCCCAGAGUCAGUCAGAACAAGAGUAAUGGUUUCCUCCCGCCUUAAUUUUAAUAAUUUAGCAGCUUGACUGUAACAACUCCAUUUUAUUUCUUCACUCUACUCCUCAAACACUAUGUGAAUUGUUCUACAUGCUUUCUAUAGAGUACUAUAUUUAUUCUCCCCAAAGCUCCAUGAGGUAGUGGGUUAAUAUCAUAACUCCCAUUUGAUAGAUGAAUAAACUGAAGCUCAGGUGAAAUAAGUUGUCCACAGCCACAUAGUAAGUGGCAGAGCCCAGCUCCAAACACAACGUGUCUGGUUUUAGAAUCCCCACUAUACUCCACUGCCUUACAAACGGAAACCCUCACCAAAAGUUGUGGUUGCAUAUGGGUUAGCAAAAUGGUGGUUGGCAAGGUCAAGGGGGAAAGGGACAUUAUUAUAUAAAGGUGACUCAGAUGCACCCAGGGUGCCCCUGUCUUUUAAGAUCUAGAGAAGAUGGCCUUGACUCUCUAGGAAGUCCAGUGUCAUCCUUGAGAUUUCUGCCAAUUCCAUGAAGGGUGAAGGGGAGGCGGCACUGAGGAUUUACCAUGUCAAGGUCAUUGUGGCUGUCAGCUCCUACUUCUACUGAGUUCAGUCCAUGGAUUGUGGCUCCAUUCCACAGCACUGCUCCACCUCACUCAAUUCGGAUGGAUUAAGUCCCUGAGGGUUUUCCCAAAUACUCCAUUCACAGAAAACUUUUUUUUUUUUUUAAAUAAUCCUUACCUGAGGAGUGAGGUUAUUUUUUCCAUUGAUUCUUCAGAGAGUGUGGGAGGGAAAGGGGGAGGGGGAAGUAGAGAAAGAAACAUUGAAAUGAGAGAGAGAGAGACAUUGAUUGGUUGCCUCCCACGCACACUUAACUGGGAAUUAAACCCAAAACUCUUUGGUGCACGGCCAAUGCUCUAACCACUUGACAACCCGGCCAGAGCAGGCUCAUUGUAGGUUUUUUUUUUAAGUCCCGGUGUCCUUUUUAAAAUAUAUUUUUACUGAUUUCAGAGAGAAAGGGAAAGGGAGAGAGAGAAACAUCAAUGAUGAGAAUCACUGAUCAGCUGCCUCCUGCACACCCUGCUAUUGGUGAUCAAGCCCACAACCUGGGCAUAUACCCUGACCGGGAAUGGAACCAUGACCUCCUGGUUUAUGGGUCUAUGCUCAACCACUGGGCGACACCAGCUGGGCUCAUUGUGGUUUUAAUGUGCCUUUCCCAGGUGGCAUCUGGUAUUUAACACCUUUUCAUGUGCUUAUUGGCCAUUGGUGUAUCUGCUUUAAAGAAAU